AUGGAAACAAGGAAGUGGCGAUUCCAGGACCUGACAAGACUCAUCAAGAGCCAGAAGGGCUCGAUGGAGGUUGAAUUGCAGGCAGAGCAAGGCUUGGGACGAGAAGCCCAAGAGCAGGCAGACUUGCCGAAGAUCAAGGAUAAGCCCACCGACGAGGACCAGAUGGAGCUGAAGAUGGCUUCCGAAGACAAUCGCAUGUGGCAACCGAUCGACUUCAUGAAGAUGAAUACCCCGUUAUCCCUGAAAGAGUAUUGA
Messenger RNA from Penicillium canariense, 255 nucleotides. RefSeq lists its product as uncharacterized. Bases 1 to 255 code for a protein of 84 amino acids. The record is from RefSeq and is a predicted model, not a curated record. The transcript has 2 exons. Lineage: Eukaryota; Fungi; Ascomycota; Eurotiomycetes; Eurotiales; Aspergillaceae.